AUGUUUCGAACAUUUAUAUGGCAACUUUUGUUUAUAUUUUCAUUAUUGAAUUAUUCUAUUUUUCAACAUAUACAUCCAUCAACACAACAGUGGGAUUAUCAACGGCAUGGACCAGAUACAUGGCCGCAUCUAUUUGAUACAUGUGAAGGUGAAUUUCAAUCUCCUAUAGAUAUUCGAAUAACAAAUCUUAUAUACGAUCCACAUCUUCAUCCACUUUCUUUUAAUGGCUAUACGACAAAUUCAUCAUUACAUCAAUGGAAUUUUACACAUAAUGGAAAAACAAUCAUUGCCUAUCCACCAACAUUAGCUAAUUUCUCAAUAAGUGGUGUUAGUUUACCAGAAAUUUUUUAUUUAGUUCAGUUUGAAUUACAUUGGGGUUACAAUAUUUAUCAAGGUUCUGAACAUACAUUUAAUGGAUUUAAAUAUCCAUUGGAAGUACAAUUUAUACAUCGAGGACGUUUUUCAAAUGCUUUAGCUAUAGUUAGUAUACUUUUCGAGUUACGACAACAUGAUAAUCCAUAUAUUGAUAAUUUAUUAUCGAUCUUAAAUCAAACUGUCGACACUUCGAUAUCUAUUGAACAUCAACUCGAUAUAUCUCGUCUUUUUCCAACUGAUUCAUCACCUCGUUUUUAUCUUUAUAAUGGUUCAUUAACUAUUCCACCAUGUACAGAAGAUGUUACUUGGAUAAUAUUAGCUCGAAAGAUACCAAUAUCAGCAUAUCAAUUAGAAAUAUUUACUCAAAAUUCGAUACCAUCUAAUUUUCGACAUACUCAAAAAUUAUAUUCACGAAAAAUUUUAGCGAAUUUUCAACCUGAAUUACAUGAAAGUUUCUAUACUGAAGAAGAUACAAGUAUCCAUCAUUCUUUUGCACACAUGAAAAAUAUAUCAAAUUUUUUUCUAUUAUUAAUUCUUAUUAUAUUUUGGAUGAUAAGAUAG
Messenger RNA from Adineta steineri, 936 nucleotides. The record is from the annotation of a GenBank genome assembly. NCBI's taxonomy places the organism in Eukaryota, Metazoa, Rotifera, Eurotatoria, Adinetida, Adinetidae.